Messenger RNA from Diospyros lotus (date-plum), 11344 nucleotides. RefSeq names its product retrovirus-related Pol polyprotein from transposon RE1. Bases 10032 to 11303 code for a protein of 423 amino acids. The record is from RefSeq and is a predicted model, not a curated record. NCBI's taxonomy places the organism in Eukaryota, Viridiplantae, Streptophyta, Magnoliopsida, Ericales, Ebenaceae. The transcript is spliced from 2 exons.
GAAAACAAAGAAUUCUUCUGUUGCAAUUGAGACUCCAAUGGUCUCACAUAUGCACUGUUACCCAUGGCCGAAUUUUCACCAACAACAUACUUUGACGGCCAAGAAAUGGGAGUUCUAUACAUGCUUUUGGUUUCCCUGUUAUAGCAGUUCCUAUACUCGCCUCAAUUGCAACUCAAGAGUUGGGGCACCCGCUUUUCUUUGCCUUUCCACUUUGACCCAAGUUAGUCAACCUCAAUUGCAACUCAAGAGUUGGGGCACCCGCUUUUCUUUGCCUUUCCACUUUGACCCAAGUUAGUCAAAAAUUUACAGCCAAAAUCUACCUCUUGUUUCCUCUACUCACAGCCUCAAGCACCACCAAUCAACGAGCUGGAUAAGCUGGAAGAAUCCACUUCUCACCUUCAUUGCAUGUCGAAAUUGAAAUGGUUUAGCGAUCUUCCCAAACCGCGACUGUAGCAGCUUGGACACAACAAUGAAUCAACUGAUGCUUCGCAUUUGCAGUCGAACCGGAAGCCCAGGGUACUUCCUAUGAGUUCGAUCAAUUCUAUUGCAGCCUUCAAUGCUGAAGCGUCACAACAACACUCCUUGUUGAAGUAUCUCUAGUAGGGAAGCUUGUUUUUGAGUGCUUUGCUUUUGCUUCGAGAAUGGAGGAAGAAGGGUGAAGCAACCGAAGAAGGGCCACUCGAUUAACUCAAGCAGAAGGAGUUAGCGACCUCGGAUUUGCUCUCGCUUGGUAUAUCCAAAAUUUGAUAGCAACUACGAUGGAUUCAAUAAGUUGCCCAGAUUCGCUCCUCACCAUCUGGGUUGGAAUCGUCAACCUAUCAAGCGGCAACACUAGCAACGCACCAGUCUGAAGCUUCCUUAUCUGCCCGCAUCGCCAACUUCAACGGAUCUCCCGUACCAGUCGAUUGCUCCAGUCGCGACCCUCCUGGCUGUCUGCGUCACCACCUUUGACGAACUCCCACACUAAUCGCAAAUGCUCCUCAAUUCGCGUCGCCUCUGGUGUUGUCCGCGUAGCCAACUUUAGCGGAUCUCUCGUAAUUCUCCACUGGAAUCGUCUGGGUUGCUCGCCCUCCUUGAGCGAUUGUGAUGCAACCAGUGAAAUUCUCCAAAAUUGAGAAUCGAUGGCUACAGUUUCUUCAAAAUUCUCUUGCAAACAACUCCGAGGAUGGGAAGGCCUUGCUCGCCUGAGAAUUCCGAUCAACUAGAACUCCCUUAGGAGUCGUUAUCACGCCUGUCUCCAAUACUCGCCUACUCUAGCUACCCAAUUGCGCCUCCAAAAUUAGAGCCCAACUGUUAACAAAUUGUCGGAAUCGCAAUCACAAUCUGAUCCAUCUGGCCAAGUCACCUUCCAAUUCGGAAUCGCUUGGCCUACUCGUUUGCAAUUUCUAACCAAUGCUCACUAAAUUCACAACUGAAGUUACUAUCGACUUAGCCUUCAAGACUCGAGUGAGAAUUACUUUCUCGCUCGUAUCUGCCGGAAUCGCUGAAUUUUGCAACUUGCCUUCAAUGACCGACUAGCUUCGCUUUGAAUCUGGCUUGCUUACUUCAAAUCUGAUCGGAGGCUAUUGAUUUUCCGAAACCACAGCCAGGAACGACUGCUCUGAUACCAAUUUUUCAUGAACCUAGGGUUCAUAACGGGUUAAAAUUGGCAUUUGGAGGGAUCUGAGAGGCUUAGGAUUAAGAAUAUAAUAUUUAGAGGGGAAUUUGAACAUAAAUGGAGGAGAAAUUAAAGAGAAUUGAAGGAGUGCAAUAGAGAGAAAUGAGAGGGAGAUUUGAGAGAAUUCUUAGAGAGAAAAUGAGAGUUUCAUUAAUCAAUUCAAGCAUAAAAGCUCUCCACUUACAAUUGGCUUUUUUUAUAGGCAUAACUAGAUGCUUAACUAAUUUCUAACAUCCUAACAGCAUCCAUGUACUUCUAACAACUUGUAAAAUAUCCUUAACUAACUAUUAUACUCUAUUACAAUAAUGCCUUUUUAUUGCUCCUAGGGUCAUGACAUUUAUUAAAUUCAUCUAUGUGAUUUUGUAGUUUCUGCCCUUCUUGCAUUUUAAAUGUAAAAAGCUUUGCCUUUAAAUAUAGUCUAUUUGACAAGGUUUUUGCCAUGUAAAGACUCUCUAAUUUAGACCAUAAAGCUUAAGUCGUUUCUAUCCUUGAAACUUCCCUAAGAACUUUAUCUCCUAAACUUAGAAUUAGAGUAUUAUAGGCCCUUUUGUUGAUUUCUUUCCCGCGCUCACUGUGGUCUUUUUUCUGUUCUUCAGUGGCGUUCUCGAGCAAUUUCUUUUCUGCCUCUAAGGCUUCUUCUAAUCCCAAGUUUCCCAACAACGCCCUCAUCUUAAUUUUUCAUAGACUGAAAUCAUUAGAUCCAUCAAAUUUCUCUAUGUCAUAUCUAGGGGAAGAGGGUGUGGAAGCCAUAACAGAGAUUACAACUAAAGAUUUCUAGGGUUCUUGGCAGCCCUUGAAAGAGUUCUUGGCUCUGAUACCAAUCUGUUAGGAUUAGGAGCUCUUUAGAUACUCAAUCAAUACUUUAUUUGCCAAUUCUCUCAACACUCCUCACUCGGAAAUCAAUUAACAACAGAAAUAUAAACUGUAAAUACAAGAACAUAAUUUAAAUGAGAUAGAAACAACCGAACCACAACAAGAGACAAGGAUUUAUCCUGGUUCGAACUGAUCGAAAUCAGUCCUAUAUCUAGCCACGGUCCAAGAGCAAUCCACUAGAAUUCCAAUCCAGAAUCAGUACACAAGAAACCCAUAGAAACCCUCUCCUCUCUUCCUAUCACACAGCACAUUGCCUUCAACUCGAGAUUACAAAGAACUUCCUAAACUUCAAGUCUUUCCUCUCAUAGCAAUUCUCGUAUUCAGGAAGAGUAGAAAUCGAAUGAUCAGAAUGAUCAUUUUAGUUUGCCUAUCUAUCUUAUUUAUAGAGGGUUGGGUGGAAAUUACAAGGGGUAAAUUAAAACAACACAAUGUCUAUUCUACCCUUUUAUAAUCGACUUAAUUAGAACCUAUCCAAGUAACUUGUUUCCGGUUAUAUCAUCAAUCUGGCUUCUUUUGAUUCUUUCUGAUCUUCUAGAAUAUUCUUUAUGCAAAUGUUAAAUUCGGAACACAGUUUGUGCCCAAUUACUCACUCAAAUACUCACCAAAUCAAUCUCAAUGCAUACACAAAAUAGAAAGUAAAUAAAAGACAGACUUGAAAUAAGAAAAGAAGAUCAAUCCACAAUUGCAGCACACUGAUUUUUACCCUAGUUCAUGCCACGGAAAUGACACUACAACAACUCCAACGAGAGAACAAUCCACUAAGAAAUGAAUAAAAAUCAGUAUAAUGGAAUCCCUCUGCCUCUCAUACAACCCGAGUACAAUACUCUCAAAGAAUCCAAGAACUAUCCUUCUCACAACUCUCUCUCUUUUCACUGUACUCGUAUAAGAGAUAGAAUGAGUGAUUGAUGAUCGAACAACUAAUCCCCUGCCCUCAUAUUUAUAGACUAUGGGGCAGAUUAUCCUAAGGACAUAACUGACUCUACAAAGUCUAUUCUACCCCUAGUAAAUACAGAUAUUUACAGAAAUAUCCUGCACACUACUGCCACUUGAUCACCAUUAUGAACUCCUCUGAUUUCUUCUAAGCUCCCAGCAUACUAAACUUAACAACAAAACUUCAACAAUCAUAGACGAAAUUUGCCAGAAUUACUCCGCUCUUCCACUUUCGAACAAAGACUCACCAGAAUUCCGCCAGGCUUUGUUAAGUUUUGCUUGCCUCACUCCUCCUAAAUUGAUUGCCUCGGCUGUAGCUUCUUCGAAAUUCUCCUACGAACAGCUUUGAGGAUGGGAUGGCCUUGCUCGUUUGAGAAUUCCGAUCAACUGGAACUAGGAGUCGUCGUGAUCAUGCCUGUCUCCAAUACUCGCCUACUCUAGCUGCCCAAUUGCGCCUCCACAAUACGAGUCCAAUCAUUAAGAACUCGUCAGAAUCACAAUCGGAUUUGUUUGGCCAAGUCGCCUUCCAAUUUGGAAUCGUCUGGCCUGCUCAUUUGCAAUUUCUAACCAACGCUCUUGAAUGGAUUGACUCCAAUCACACCACCAGAAAUAGAUUGACUCUGUUAUUCAAUCAAUUCGUUGUUGUUUCCUGAAUUGCCUUAUGCAACCUGUUGAAACUUUGAGCACUAUCGGUAUACAAUAUCUCACUCAAGUCACUUAUCAACUCAACCACUAAAUGUAUACAAAUUAGAAAGUAAACGAAAGACAGAAUUGAAAUAGAAAAAGAAAGAUCAAACCACAAUUCUUGCACGCCGAUUUUACCCUGGUUCAUGCCAACAACUCCACCGAGAGAAUAAUCCACUAACAACGAAAGAAAUUAGUACAAUGGAAUCACUCGCCCUCUCAUACAACCCGAGUACAAUUCUCUCAAAAGACUCCAAGAACUAUUCUUUUCACAACUCUCUCUCUUUAUCACUGCACCCGUAUAAGAGAAUAGAAUGAUUUUAGAUUGAUGAUGACAACUGAUCCCCUGCCCUCAUAUUUAUAGACUGUGGGGCGGACCAACCUAGGGAUAUAACCGACUCUUACAAAGUCUAUAUUACCCCUAGUAUAUUAUGUUAAUUACAGAAAUAUCUUGCACACUAACUGCCACUCGAUCAUCAACCUUGGCUCCUCUGAUUUUUUCUAAUCUUCCAACACACUUAACUUAGGCAAAACAUCAACACGACCCAUUCCAUUUCGCAACCAAUUGUCAAUCAGCUAACGCUCCAGAUUUGCUUCACUAUGGAUCAACAAGCACGGUUGAUCUAUCUCAAAUUGUUGUUAACUCACUUCACCUGUGUCGCUGGAAACCCCGUUGUACGACACUUCUGAAUUUUUACAACCGAGAUUCAAGAUUCAGACUCGAAUUUGCUGGAAUCACCAAAAUUUGUUGGGAUCUACUUCACGCCUCUCUGCUAACAUUCGUUGAACUUAGCUACCUCUCCAUGAUCACAUGCAGCAACUUAGACCUAGUUGCUAGGGAACAAUAGCCAAGAUUGCAAUUCGAUGGUCGAGGAUUACUGGCUCUGCUUUGCCUUCACUUGCCACUCCUUUUAGUUUUCGUAGUCGUCUCCAAAUUUUGAGAAUCAAUCCUCCUUGCGUCGGAAUCAAAUUCUAAGAGUUAGCUACGUUGAACGGCAGGUCGAACAACAGCCAUUGUUUUCUGUCGAAAAUUAAUCAACAAGAAAACCUCUGAGGAAUGAUGCUUUGAUACCAAAUUGUCGUACGAAGAACGGGGAGAAUCAAAAGAACAGGAAGUGAUGGAGAGUAAGAUCGGGAGAGAGAGAGAGAGAAUUUGGAGGAGUGAAAUCAGAAAUAUUCAAAUGUAGUGAUUUAUGCCCAUAAAUUAUGCUAGGUCAGUCUUAUAUAAUGAUCCAGAUAGUAGUGAUUUGGCGCCAAUAGGGCUGCCAAAUAUUCAAACCAAUUAUAAUUGAAGGCUGUUGCCUUCUAGGUACAACUACGACUACUUCUAAUUACAGCUAGUUCAAUCCAAACUAAUAGCAAAUACAAACAAGGGAAUACAUCUAUUAUCUAUUAUUUCUAUACCCCUAGGUCCUGACAACAAGGAAUCAGUAGUUUCUCCUAUCUGGGUACAAACAAGUAAGACUAAACCAUCAAAAAACUACAGCAAGGUAAAACUUUGGGAGAAGCACACCUUCUAGACUUCACUAUUUCUCUCUCCACAUGAUGCUAAGGAAUGGUUGCCCAAAUAAAACAUUGGGAGAUGAACUGAUUUUCUCAAUCCUUUCUAAGAAAGUAAAAAAUUCCUUUGUUGCUAGGGUCUCUCCACCACAGGAAGAGCAACUAAUAGAGCUCUUUCUUGGCAUGGGUGCCAUACCCAUUAAAGAAUCCUGACAAAAUAUAACAAGUCAGUUUUCUAGUGUUGAAAAUUACAUAUACAAUGCACAGAGAGACUUCACAUUCCUAAACAAAAAAAAAAAAAAUGAGAAACACUUUGUUACCCCCUCUUCUCUAUUAAGAGGAAGCAAAAAACAAUUUGAAAAUUGCUCAUGUAUGGACUAUGGAUGCACUAACUAUUUAAUCAAAACCAAACUCCUCACUGAUCUGCAACAUUCGAGAGAAUAAAUUUUGAUAAAUCCUCUCAAACCCUCAUAAUAGCUCUCCAAAACUAACUCCAUAAGGAGUAGAAAUCACAUCAUUAGACAGAUCCCCCGACUCAAGGCUGUAUUCACUAUUUGAUCACUUUCCUUUUCCACCCAUUAGGUUUACUAGUAAAUGUCUACAGCGACUAGUUGACAAGGCUUUGCUAAACUAGCUCGACAUCCAAAUUCAUAAAUUACCCUGGUUCCUUGGAAGGCAAAAAUGUUCCCACAUGACUAAGUGGUACUUAAAUUAAACUCUUCACAUAUAUCACUUCAGAAAGGAAGUAUCUUGAAAUUUUCUCCCAUGUUUUAAACAACAAAAGGUUUACGUGGGGAAGGCUAGAAAGAACAUCUUUUAUGAGGGUAACCUUAGGUUACCUUUUGGCAAAUAUUGCCUUUUCUACAAGGCUGGCCUGUCCUCAAAUCUCUCUAUUACCACACUCCAAAGAAGGUUGACUUUAUCAGAGGAUCUCAAAGUUGACUUUAAUGUAGAGGGAAGAGCCACCUUACACCCAUGGUCAACUGGUGGACCUUAUCAAUGACCUUCUAGGCUUCUAGCAAGAUUAACAUGUAAUCUUGACACUGCUUUGAAAUGCCAGAUAACACUUCUUAAAAUUCUUCCGUUUCUGUCUGCCACGGCCUACAAAUUGAAAGAGUAUCAUUUGUCAAAAUAGGAAAAGGAAGAAAAGUUGUUGCUAGGAACUCACAUUAAAACCAGCUCUACCCAACACCAUUUCACCUAUUCCUCUUUUUACAACAACAUAUCAAGCCUUUAUCCCACUAUGUGGGGUCAGCUACAUGAAUUCUAGAAUUCCAUAUAUUUAUGUCUUUUGUCAUAUCUUCAUUUAGGCCCAUACAUUUCAUAUCAAAUUUUAAUUUCUUUUCUAAAAUCUUCUUGGAUCUGCCUCUAUCUCUUUUUUGACUAAUUAUUCUAUUACAUCAACUCUCCUCACAUGAGCGUCUCUUGGUCUCCUUCUGACAUAACUAAACCAUCUUAGUCUAGUCUCUCUCAUCUUCUCCUCAAUUGACACUACUCCUACCUUAUUACGAAUAACCUCAUUUUUAAUUUUAUCUUUUCUUGUAUGGCCGCACAUCCAUCUUAGCAUUCUCAUCUCCGCUACGCUCGUCUUUUACUCAUACUGGUAUUUGACUACCCAACAUUCUGAGUCAUACAACAAGACUGGUCUUAUAGCUGUCUUAUAGAAUUUUUCUUUUAGUUUUAGUGGGAUUUUACCAUCACAUAACCAUAGUUCUGAAAGGCGCGAGGCGCAAAGGGUCCUGGAGCCUGAGGCGCGAGGCGCGCCUUUGCGAAGCGAGGCGCACCUUUUAGAAAAAAAACUAAAAAUCUUGUAAAAUCAUAAAAAACUAUCAAAUUAUCAAUAAUAACACAUGCAUAUCAUUAAUGUUUCAUUAUCUUCAAAUUCUAAACUAACAACAUUAAAGUUAAUUCAUUCAUCAUACAAUUUCUAAACUAGAAACAUCAUCAAAGUUCAAACUUAAAGUCUCAAACUCAAACAAGUACCAACCAUCAUGCAAAGUUCUAAACAAACAUAUAAACACUACAAGUCCACAAUCAAUAAAGAAGUUUUAAUCAUCAUCAUCAUCAUACCCUUCACCAAAUUGAAAAUCAUCAUCUUACGGUGCCAUAUUUUGCUCAUCCCUGAUUCCCUGUUAUUUUUCUUCUUUUGCAUGUACUCUCCAAUCUCUUGUUUUAUUGAUGGAGGACAUUUUGGAAUAGCUUUAGUAUUCUCCACAAUCAAUAAACACUACAAGUCCACAAUCAAGAAAAUGCUUUCAUUUUGAAAAAUGCUAUUUUUCUAGGUCUGGAAGAUUAGCGCAUUUUUUCUAAGUCUGAAAGAUUAGGGCAUUAUAAGGAGACAUAUAAGAAAAUGUUUUCAUUUUGAAAAACUAACUCCCGGUAUUUUGAUAGUUAAUAUUCAUUGUUGUUAAAAUGAUUUUUAAUGAAUUUUUCAAGAAAUAGUAGGUAUGUAUUUUGGGGGUGGUAAAAUCGCUAAAUCCUGAAUUUGUACUAAAAUCAAAAUUCUAUUUUCUUAUUGUUAUGGAUUUUGAUUUUUUAGAUAUUUUUAUUGAAUCCAAAUGGGGGGUACUUUCUUAUUUACAUUUAUGUAUUAAAGUAAAUGGAAGGUAAAAUAUAAAUAAAAGAAAAUGUGGACAUUUACUUUGUAAAUAAGUAGUGAUGUAUACAUGCUGAAACUGAGAAGAGGGGAUGCUGGAGAGGAGAGAAAGAAAUGAUGCAGGCAGGAUGCAGGCGCGGUUUUCAUGAGGCGCGCCUCAGCGCCUCACCUUGCAAGGCGCGCGCCUUGCAGAAACCGCCUCGCCUCAGCCCAGGCGAGGCGCCAAACUGGCGCCUUAAGGCGCCUUGCGCCUAGGCGCGCCUUUAAUAACUAUGCACAUAACAUCUCGAUGCAUUUCUCCAUUUUAGCCAACCUGCCUUAAUUUUAUGCGUGACAUCCUCGUGAAUUUCUCCAUCUUUUUGAAUCACUGAUCCCAAAUAUCGAAAAUGAUCUUUUUUUUUGUAAGAUUUGGUCUUUCAAUUUUAUUAUAACAUCCUCCACUCUUGCAUUCUUACUAAAUUUACAUUCCAUAUACUAUGUUUUUCUUCCACUUAAUUUAAAUUUUUUAGAUUCUAAAUUGUUUCUCCAAAACUCAAGCUUAGUGUUCACUCCCUCUUUUGUUUCAUCCACCAACACUAUGUCAUCUGCAAAUAGCAUACACCAUGGCACCUCUAUCUGAAUGUGUUUAGUUAGUUCGUCCAUUACUAAAGAAAAUAAGUAUGGACUUAGUGCAGAACCUUGAUGCAGUCCCAUUAUAAUUUUAAACAGUUUAGUAUCCCUUUCGCAUGUUCUGGCCAUUGUCUCUGCACCGUGAUACAUAUCCUUAAGGGCUUGUAUAUAGGCUAUUCGGACUCAUUUCUUCUCUAAAACCCUCCAUAAUACUUCUCUAGGGACCCUAUCAUAGGCCUUUUCUAGAUCUAUAAACACCAUAUGCAUGUCCUUCUGAUGAUGAUGCCAAUACUUUUCCAUUAGGCGUCUCAGUAGGUAUAUAACUUCUAUUGUUGACCUACCAGGCAUGAAAUUAAACUGAUUUUCCAAGACAUCGCAUUAAAUAAUUUUGUUAGUCAGGAGAUACCCUCUUCUCCCAUGCAUUUCAAUGCUUCUAUUGGUAUAUUCUCCGGUCCCACCGCCUUAUGAUUUUUCAUCUUUUUUAAUGCUUGCCUUAUUUCAUUUGGAGUUAUGCGUCGAUAAAAUGUAUAGCUCGCGUUCUCUUCGGAGUUACUAAGAUGUCCCAACCUAACUCUUGUGUCCCCACCAUCAUUGAAUAAUUUUGUGAAAUAUUCAUUCCAUCUCUCUUUAAUCGUUCCCUCAUUCACUAAUAUAUUUUGGUUUUCAUCUUUAUGCAUUUCACUUGGUUUAGAUCCUUUGUUUUUCUUUCUCUUGCUUUAGCUAAUUUAUAUAUAUCUCUUUCUCCAUCUUUUGUAUCAAGUUGUUUAUAUAGAUUUUCAUAUGCUUUUGACCUUGCUUUACUAACAACUUUUUUUGCUUCCUUUUUCGUUUCUGUUGAAGAUAAUCUUGGAAGAGAUAAAGCCGAAAUUAUAUCUUGGAGAUUUGAAACAAAAGGCCAGAUAAGAAGAUAGAAGAUAAAGCCUUUUUUAUAUCUGAAAAAAUUAGGUUUUUAUUAUCUAAAUAAAUUGUUAUUAAUUUGUAAUUUAAAUGUCCUAUUUUUUAACUUGGAGAUAGGUUGUAUUGCUGUAUUUAACACAGCCGUGUAUCACAGAACAAAGAUAGUUGUUUUGUGCUUUGGAUCUCUUCUCAAUCAGAAUUUUGAUCCUCUAAAUUCUUCAUGGUAUCAGUGCCUAGGUUUCUGUAAAUUACCAUACCUUCCGUAGCACAUUAACUCUCCUCAAUAUGGCCGAUUUCUCAACCACCAGUGCAACCUCCAAUAUCGCGCCUUCCGCAGCACGAUCAGUUCUUCCAUCCCCUUCGCCUAUCUCAGUAGACCAUCAUACCCUUCAAAUCACACAACAUAAGCUUACCGGAACCAAUUAUCGGGAAUGGUCUCAGUCGGUUAUGUUGGUGAUGAAAGGAAAAGGCAAGAUGGGUUAUCUCACAGGCGGAACAACACAACCAGAUGCUGAUACACCCGAGUAUAGUACCUGGGAUGCUGAAAACUCCAUAGUGAUGGCUUGGAUCAUCAAUUCUAUGGAGCCAAAGAUAGGGAGAACCUACCUAUUCUAUAAGAUAGCCAAGGAAGUGUGGGAUGCCGUUCAAAGUUUGUAUUCGGAUAUGGAAAAUACAGCACAAUGCUUUGAGGUAAGAUCGGCCUUAAGAACCACCCGCCAAGGUAACAACUCGGUCACUGAUUACUACAAUAUUCUAUCUGAACUAUGGCAAGAGAUAGAUCUAUAUUAUGAUAUAAACUGGGAGUGUACAAAAGAUGGAGUGAGGCAUGCUAAGAUGGUCGAGAAGGAGCGGGUGUUUGAUUUCUUGCAGGGACUAAACUUUGACUUAGAUGAAGUCAGAGGACGACUCCUAGGGAUAAAACCUUUUCAUUCCAUCAAGGAGGCCUCUGCCGAAGUAAGGAGGGAAGAAAGCAGAAAAAGGGUGAUGAUGCACACAACAACAGAAGUUAACAAUCAGGGUGGAUCAGCACUUGCAGUCUCCAAACAAAGGAUAACAGCACCUCGAGGAGAUCAUACAAGAGAUAAAUCUUGGUGCGAUCAUUGCAAGAAACCAAACCACACCAAAGAAAACUGCUGGAAGUUACAUGGAAGGCCAGCUAAUUGGAAGGGGAGAAACCAGAAUCAGAAAAAACCACAACUAGCCUAUGCAGCAGAUACAGAAGAAGGUACAAGUAUCACCCUAACGUCCAACCAGUUGGAAAUUCUGCAACAAGUUUUAAACCAAACAAGGGUUACAAAACCCACUGAUUCUGAGGAAGUAUCAAACCCAACAGCCUCCCAUGUAAAACAAGGUAUAGUUUAUGAUUGUUAUCUGUCUAAGCUGCUUAAUAAGAAUGAUUGGAUUAUUGACACGGGAGCUUCCGACCAUAUGACCAGAUCUCGUUGUGGUAUGAUGGAUUACAAAUGUUGUGAGAAGAAUAUUAGGGUAACUAUGGCAGAUGGUGCAAUAUCACAUGUUGAAGGACCUCGUUUCGGGGAAGAUGAUUGGCAAUGCUAAGGAGAGAGAAGGCCUUUAUUAUGUGCAAGGAUCGGCUGCAG